Helianthus annuus (common sunflower) is the source of this 2028-nucleotide messenger RNA. Its product is annotated as senescence-associated carboxylesterase 101. Lineage: Eukaryota; Viridiplantae; Streptophyta; Magnoliopsida; Asterales; Asteraceae. The transcript is spliced from 3 exons. Gene Ontology annotation, biological process: defense response; lipid metabolic process. The record is from RefSeq and is a predicted model, not a curated record. Gene Ontology annotation, molecular function: carboxylic ester hydrolase activity. The coding region runs from base 172 to 1824 and encodes 550 amino acids.
CCAACCUACAACUUGAAAAACAUCAAUCAAUCACCACGAACUUUCGUUGCAAAUCUUUACAAAUUUCUUUUGCAUUACCCAAAUCGAAUCUAUAAAACUCCACAUUCCAUCCUCUUCAACAUCAACAAGAAAAACACUCAAAUCUUAGUUUGAAACACAUCAAGAAGAAAGAUGAGGCAAACUAUGUUUAACAGUGAAGUGGAGCUAGGCAAGUUUCUUGGCAGCAUUGGUGUCAUUCCAGAAGCUUAUCAAGCAAUUUCAGAGACUACUUUGGCUUAUGAACUUCACACCACUCCUUCUGGAAACACUGUUUUGGCUUUCAGCUCAUGUUCCCCUGAUUACACAACUCGGUUCCUUAAUGGAGGGUUCGAUUUAGUUCCAUCCAAAAAUUUCCAAGGCGUUGACUUCAUUUCUACUAAAGUCAACUCGUCAUUCUUCAUCAACGAGGCUGCUGUUGAGCUGUUUCAGCAGCUCGGUGAUGAUCUAAAAGAGCUUGAAAAUAAGCAUAUUAAUAGCUCGUUGAUCAUCACUGGAUCGGGUCUUGGGGGAUAUCUUGCAAUUCUUUCCACUCUGCGGCUGCACCAUGCCAUAGAUGUGGAGGAAUCAAAUGGUUCUAAGAAAACCAAAAGGCCCAUUUGCAUAACUUUCGGUUCCCCUCUUAUUGGUGAUAAAGCUUUCAAAAGUGCCAUCGAUGAACGCCCACAAUGGAAAUCUAGUUUUCUAAAUGUGGUUGCAAGGAAGGAUCCUAUUGCUAGUUUUUUCUCAUCGGAAACUCGAUAUAAGCCCUUUGGUACUUUUCUCUUUUGCGUAGAAUCAGGUGGUCACGCGGCUUUUGAAGAUCAGGAUUCGAUCCUGCCAGUUUUAGAAGCCAUGAAGUCAUCGAAUGAUGAUAACUCACAGGUUUAUGAUUACACAAAUGUUUUGAGUUCAAUCAGAAGGAAGGUAUUGUACCGUGGGGUAUCUGAAUUAGGCGAAUUCAACUUGAAUCCGUUGAGGGCGGGAAUUACAUUGCAGUUGAAGGAAGUUGACGUGUUGAGUGAUAUAACGAAUGAUGAAAUUGGGAAAAUGGAAAAGAAACAAACAGACAUGAUCAAAAGGAAGAGUGCAAUGAGUGCUUAUGAUCCUACCAAGAAGCUAAACGAUAUGAAGAUAAGUUUGACAUAUAUGGAAUGGUACAUGAAGACUAGGAAAUCGGAAGGGGGAUACUAUGAUAGCUACAAGAAUGCGACAAGCACAAGUGACAUCGAGAAGCAACAACUAAUGACGAAGCAUCAACGUAUUCUUAACCAGUAUUGGAAGAAGGUUGUUGAGGAAAAGGAUAUCAUGCCCCAAAAAGAAGGUGCCAAGUUGCGUAAGCGUUGGCUCUUUGGUGGGACCAACUACAGAAGGAUAGUUGAGCCACUCGACAUAGCCGAACACUACAAAAAGGGCAAUACCAACUAUAUAAAGAAUAGGCCAGACCACUAUAAGUUGUUAGAGAAGUGGUCCGAUGAAGACAAGAAAGAUUCGAAAACAAGUGAAGUAACAAGGCAUAAGGCUGCUAGCCUUACCGAGGAUUCUUGUUUUUGGGCACAUGUGGAGGAGGCAUUAAUUUCGUUGAAAGACUUAGUGAAUGGAGGGUCAACCGAGAAUGAGGAGAAGUUGAAGGAAUUUGAAAGUUAUAUGAUGAGUGCCAUCAACAACUACUCGGUUUCACAGGAUAUUUUCUUGGAGGGGAGUAGUUUAAUGAAGUGGUGGAAUGGGUAUAAGGCACACAAAGGAACUGGAUAUGCUUCUGAGUUUGCAGAAUACAUGAACAAUGAGGGCUAUAGAUCAUAUCAGUAAGGUGCAGUUAAGAAUCAUGAGUAUGAAUUGUUAUUGUGUGUAUGUAAGUUUGUUCGUGGGUUAACAGUUUGCUUCCUAGAAUAAGAAAAUAAAUGAAGUUAAGGAAUUGUUAUUGUGUGCAUGUAAGUUUACCUUUUCGGUUUUGUUUUGUAAUAUAAAGUAUCAAAUGUUGGAUUAAAAAUGGAAGAAUUUGUUUUCCUUGAA